GUCAGUUAUGGAGAAUUCGUAACUACCGAAUUAUGAUCAAUUGGGCGUGAAAGGGUAUUGGACAACGUAGAAAGGCAUUGACUGGACAAGUUAACGUUGUAACAGUCAAUCUAUUGACCACUAUAGCGGUGGUUCGAUGGGGAUAAAUCACACCGAACACGGUCACGUGGAAGGCGCGUAUUUGAUCUCCGCUACCGCGUUUCUUGUUUGCUGCAGGCGGCGUGUCACUGGCAUGUAGUCACCUUAAAUACGCGUACACCCGAUUUCCCGUCCUUCUUCCCAACAUCCUUCGUCAUUCAUCAACCAUGGAAUCAGCUACACUCUCCAGGACAUCAUCGUUGGCCAGCAUAUCUUCCACGGAUGAUACUGCGCGUCGUACGCGCAAACGCUUUUCCACUGUUCAGCUUAUGAUGCUGGAACAGCUUUUCCAUCGGACAUCCCACCCGACGCGAGAGGAACGCGAAGCCGUUGCGAACACAGCAGGAAUGGAAAUAAAGUCUGUCACCAUAUGGUUCCAAAACAAACGUCAGACGGAGCGCAAAGUGGCCCUCCACAAUGCGACGAACGUCUCCAAUGAUGAUGACCCUUCCUCUCUAUUAUUCGCGAAUGGACAUGCUUCUUCGUCACGUCACGUCCAUUCCCGAUCAGUUUCUUUUUCGAGCUUGCAUACUCCACGGAGACGGAUAACGCCUCCUCGCCCGCGUCCCUCCCUUGAUCGUGUCGCGGCACGUUCCGAAUCACGUCUCCAACCACCUCGCACACCUACGAAGCCUCAUAAUCCACAUGCAUCACUAUGGGACAAUAUGCCCUCAUCUCCACUGGCACCUGCCAGCCCUCCUACGCGCGACUUGAUAGACUUCAUGGGCAGCGGGCGCACCCUUGAAUGGGCAUGUGCUGCGGCACGCCUAUCCGGAAGACGUAAAGAAGACGAAGCAGGUGCUGAAACGGAAGACGAAGAAAUAGAAGCUGUUACGCCGGAUGGGAGCUUAGGAGCUGGAGAUGACGCCUGGAAUAAGAAAACUGCAUUUCCCGUCCAGAAGCGCGGGCACGUGGCUCGGAACUUGAAGUUUGCGCCCGUGGUAGUAAACGGAAGAAAAAGUACGAUUCAGGACGACGAUAUGAUGCGAGCUGCGCUGGUCUUGUGUGGACUGGGAAAGCGCAGCUGAGGGAUCGUUAAUAAUUAUCAGGCGGUGACAUUAGACUUUUUGUACGCACAGCACUAACCUUAUUAUCUGCACAUACCCUGCAUUUCCAAAAUUGCAUCUUCACAUUUGUUAUCAUGUUGUAUAUCAUAUUGUGUACGUUCUUCGGGAGGACUCCGUUAUCUGUGUGAAUUUUGAAAUGAAGGACUCAGAAGAAACAAACGACCCGACAAACGACUGAGUCAGCGCUGAUGAUUUCUGCCAAAGAAAAAGUCAACGUAAAUCGUAUACUCGAUUGACUCGAGAAGGUCGAGAUAUAUCAUGACGAGUCAUCGAUCAAUCAAAUCAGGGGGAAGGCAUGUCGUUGGACACACUCUACCCUCCUGAUUUGAUUGUGCAAAUCAUCU
Molecule: messenger RNA, 1549 nt
Organism: Suillus fuscotomentosus
Lineage: Eukaryota; Fungi; Basidiomycota; Agaricomycetes; Boletales; Suillaceae
Product: homeobox-domain-containing protein
Exons: 2
Coding region: 306-1166 (286 amino acids)
Biological process (GO): regulation of transcription by RNA polymerase II
Molecular function (GO): DNA-binding transcription factor activity, RNA polymerase II-specific; RNA polymerase II cis-regulatory region sequence-specific DNA binding
Source: RefSeq, a predicted model, not a curated record